AUGAGUGCUGCUACUGCUAAGUUUUUGUACUUGGCUCUACUUCUGUGGGGUACUUUUUGUGCUUCGAUGAGUGGUUUUAGUCAUGGGAUGUACGUUGAUGGUAGAAGUUAUGCUGAUCCUAAUCGAUGGAGGUCUGGUGAUGAUAAUUAUUGUUCGUAUGCAAGUUGGAGGGGUUGUGGCAGUUUCUUUGGAAAAGGUGGUAGCGAUUCUAAGAACAAUGAGGACAAUGUAGAAGUUCCUAUUCCCAGUGGAGGUGUUGGUAGGGGUUAUGGACAAGGUAAGGGGUAUGGUGAAAGUGAAGGAAACGGGGGAGGUGGAGGUGGAGGUAGUGGUGGAGGAGAGGGUGGAGGUGUUGGUGAAAAUGGUGUGGGGUAUGGUCAUGGUAGUGGCUUUGGUGCUGGGGUAGGCGUCGGGCAUGAUGGAGGAGGAGGUGGUGGUGGCGGAGGAGGCGGUGGUGGUGGUUCAAGUAAUGGUGUAGGGUAUGGAGGAAUAGGUCAAGGUAGAGGGUUUAGUGCCGGCUUUGCUGUAGGUGGGGUUAAUGGAGAACAAGGGGGUAGGGGAGGAGGAGGUGGUGGUGGUGAAGGUGAAGGAGUUGGCAAUGAAGGACAAGGUCGUGGUAGUGGUUUUGGUACAGGUGGAGGAAUAGGAGGUGUAGGAGGAGGAGGUGGUGGUGGCGGUGGAGGUGAAGGUGGAGGAGUCGGCAACAAAGGGCAAGGUCAUGGUAGUGGUUAUGGUGAAGGGGGAGGAAUGGGAAUCAUGGGAGGAGGUGGAGGUGGGGGAGGUGAAGGUGGCGGAUUUGGGAAUGAAGGGCAAGGUCAUGGAAGUGGUUUUGGUGCAGGGGAAGGAGUAGGAGGCAUAGGAGGAGGUGGCGGUGGCGGUGGCGGUGGAGGUGAAGGUGGAGGUGUUGGAUAUGGAGGGAAAGGUUAUGGCAAAGGUUUUGGUGUUGGAGGAGGAAUGGGCGGCAUAGGUGGAGGUGGAGGUGGAGGUGAAGGGGGAGGAGUUGGCCAUGAAGGACAAAUUCAUGGCAGUGGUUAUGGUGCAGGUGGGGGAGUGGAAGGCACAGGAGGAGGCAGUGGUGGUGGAGGUGAAGGUGAAGGUGGAGGGGUUGGCAACGGAGGGCAAGGUCAUGGUAGUGGUUUUGGUGCAGGUGGAGGAGAGGGUGGCAUAGGAGGAGGUGGAGGUGGCGGUGGCGGUGGGGGUGAAGGUGGAGGAGCUAGCAACCAAGGGCAAGGUCAUGGUAGUGGUUUUGGUGUAGGUGAAGGAGUAGGAGGCAUUGGAGGAGGUGGCGGCGGUGGUGGUGGUGGUGGUGGUGGUGGUGGGGGAGGUGAUGGUGUUGGUAAUGAAGGACAAGGUCAUGGUAGCGGUUUUGGUGAAGGUGGAGGAGUAGGGAGUAUAGGAGGAGGUGGAGGUGGUGGUGGUGGUGAAGGUGGUGGUGUUGGCAAUGGAGGACAAGGUCAUGGUAGUGGUUUUGGUGCAGGUGCAGGUGUUGCAGCAGUCGGCAUGGGAGAAGGUAGUAGUGAAGGAGGAGGAAGAGGAGGUGGUGGUGGUGGUGGUGGGAAUGGAGGUAAAGGUUAUGGAAGUGGUUUUGGUGCAGGUGUUGGUACAGGUAUGAGUGGCAUGGGAGGAGGUGGUGGUGGUGGGAGUGGAGGUGGAGGUGGCAGUGAAGGGCAAGGUCAUGGUUAUGGUAGUGGUUACGGGGGAGGUGCGAGCAAUGGCGGCAUGGGAGGAGGAGGGGGAGGAGGAAGUGGUGGUGGUAAUGAAGGGUAUGGUCAUGGUAAUGGGUUUGGAGGUGGAACGGGAGAAAGAAGAGGCAUUGGAAUUGGAUUUGGCAUGGGCAUGGGGUUUGGAUUUGGCAUUGGAAGCAACCAAGCCACUGUCACCAAUCAACUUGGUGUGAAUGAUCCUUAG
Sphenostylis stenocarpa is the source of this 1908-nucleotide messenger RNA. The record is from the annotation of a GenBank genome assembly. NCBI's taxonomy places the organism in Eukaryota, Viridiplantae, Streptophyta, Magnoliopsida, Fabales, Fabaceae.